This is a messenger RNA of Malaclemys terrapin pileata, 3162 nucleotides long. It is a transcript of the gene ABHD11, whose product is annotated as abhydrolase domain containing 11. The transcript is spliced from 6 exons. Gene Ontology annotation, molecular function: catalytic activity. Bases 19 to 951 code for a protein of 310 amino acids. NCBI's taxonomy places the organism in Eukaryota, Metazoa, Chordata, Testudines, Emydidae. Gene Ontology annotation, cellular component: mitochondrion. The record is from RefSeq and is a predicted model, not a curated record.
UGACCGCUUCGCCCCAGGAUGCUCCGCUGGUUCGGCCGCCCCCGGCUCUGCCUCCUCCGGGCCCCGCAGCCGCCGGCAGGGCCCCGGGUGCCGAACCGCGCCGCGGCCGGUUCCGCCAGCCACAGCGCGACCGGGCGCACGUCGGUGACGCCACUGCCCCUCUCCUACGUAGUGUUCGACGGGCCUGUGCCGCAGCCCCCACUCGUCUUCCUGCACGGCCUGCUGGGCAGCAAGGGCAACUUCCGCGCCAUUGCCCGGGCCCUGGUGCAGCGGAGCGGCCGCAAGGUGCUGACAAUGGACGCGCGGAACCACGGCGAGAGCCCGCACAGCCCCACCAUGAGCUACGAGGCCAUGAGCCUGGAUGUGCAGCGCCUCCUGCGCCGGCUGCACAUCCCCAAGUGCGUCUUGGUUGGCCACAGCAUGGGCGGCAAAACCGCCAUGACACUGGCGCUGCAGCGGCCAGAUCUCGUGGAGCGCCUGGUGUCUGUAGACAUUAGUCCCACAGAGAGCGUGGCUGUGAAAGAUUUCCCGGCCUACAUCUCUGCCAUGAGGAGAGUGAGCAUCCCAAAUGGAAUCCCCCGCUCCACAGCACGCCGGCUGGCAGAGGAUCAGCUGCGUCCAGCCAUCCAGGUGUCGGCGGUAAGGCAGUUCCUGCUCACUAACCUGGUGGAGGCCGAGGGCCGUUACAUGUGGCGGGUGAACCUGGAGGCCAUUUCCCACCAUAUGGCCAAUAUCGUGGGCUUCCCUGUGUUCCAUGCCCCUUACCCAGGACCCACGCUCUUCCUAGCAGGAUCUGACUCGCCCUAUGUCAGCUCCGAGGACUACCCAGAGAUCGAGCGGCUCUUUCCCGAGGCAGAGAUCCAGUAUAUCCCAGGUGCUGGCCACUGGGUCCAUGCAGAUAAGUCCCAAGACUUCAUCACGGCCAUCUGCAACUUCCUGCUGCUGCCAUAGAGCUCCUUCCUGUGCAGGCCGAGAGAGCGCGAUUCCUGGGACUGCCUACUCCUGGCUCACCCCAUGAAGGACAUGGGGAUUCUCUUGGGGACAGUCAGUGCUGAGGUGUGGCCCCUGUCCACAAGCAGGGCCUCUGGGACGGAAGGCUCAGCACCUGACUCAUGCAUCUGUGUGGCAGGCUAGAGCAGAGAGUGAGGCAGGGCUGCACUGCCAGGGCCAGGAUCUCUCUCCACCCCAUGCAGCUGGAGAUGAUUUGGCCUCAGUGCUCGUUCCAGCGGGCCAGGGCAGAUCUGGAGUUGAGGCUCCCCCCAGGCCAUCAUGCCCUUCCAUGUGCAUCCCCAACGUGUUGGGGCAGUGGCCCAUGGGCUCCCUGGCCCUGUUCUUCCCUCUUACUUGAAUCCUUUCUUUGGGGUCUUAAGGUUGUUCCCAUUCCCAGCCCCCUUCCCCAGCUGCCUCCAAGCACACACAGACCCUUCACUGGGCCGUUUCUUAGGGACUCUGAGCUCUAGGGUGGGGGAUCAGAGUCCAAUCCGUCCAGAUUCCAGCGUGCAACUCCAACCUUGCUGGAGGUUCCCAUCCUCCACCAGAGGCUGGAACCAGAGCGCUGCCUACUCUUGCACUGCCUUCCUGUAUAACUUCCUGGGACUCUGUACAGUAUUUAAAAUAAAGCCAAAUCAGCACGGAGGCAUCUAAACCUACAGGCCUUCUCCCAGAGGCAAGACAAGGGGAGUGGGGCAGCAGUGAAUUGGGCAGCAUGGUCUCCUCUCAGCCUUAGCAGAAUGAGAGUCCAGAGAGUCUCCUUGCCUCACAACGUAAGAACCAGGGGACAUCAGUGAAAUUAAAAGUCAGGAAACUCAGAUCAGAUCAAAGGAAAUGCAGUACUGUUUCAUCCAACACAUACAACUGUGGAACUCACUGCCACUGGACAUCAUUAAGGCCCUGAGUUUAUCAAGACUCAGAUAGAGACUGGGCAUUUAUCUGGAUAACAAGAACUUCCAGACUCCACAAUUAAUGUUAAAAGAAGAGUUUUGGAAGGGAGAUUAAACCCUCCUGCUUCAAGGUUUAACUGAUCAUUAGGGAUCAGGAUAAGAUAUUUACAGGGACAGAUUAUCCCAGAGAUGCUACUCUGGGGUUCCUGGAAGCAUCUGAUGAUGGCCACUGUCCAACACAGGAUACGGGCUAAAUGGACCAGUCUGGCAAUUCCUGUGUCCCUAUUCCUUGUGCUCCUGGAUGCAGUCUUCGACUGGGGUGAGCACAGCCUGGAAUGAGGGGUGUACUGACCUUGCUAUUUUCCAGGCUCCAGAACUAUUGAUUCUUUGGUUCCAAGUUGCUGGAGUAGAACUUGCUCACCGCAGGAGCAGCAAAUGCCUCCUUAGGAUAGAUUAUAGAUUCUAAACCAGAAGGGACAAUUUUAACAUUUAGUCUGACCUGCAUACUGCUGGCCAGAGAACUUCCCUGAAAUAAUUCCUGGUUGAAUACUGCAGAUCUUUUAGAAAAACAUCCAAUAUUGAUUUUAAAUUCCUUUGGUAAAUUGUUCCAAUGGUUAAUUACCCUCACUGUUAGAAAUGUGCAGCUUAUCUCCAGUCUGAAUUUCUCUACCUUCAGCCUCCAGCCAUUGGAUCUUAUACCUUUGUCUGCUAGGUUAUUCGGCCCAGAUCCACAAAGGAUCCCCAAUUCUAUUGAAUUCUUUGUUCUAUGUUGCAAUCCAGAUCGCUCUGUGUCAGUGACUUGUCCUCUUCGUUAUUUAUAGAACUCUGGGUAAAUCUGCAGAUAUCUGCUCUAUAUCCAGAUAUCUGCAUCCGUGAAUCAUUUUUGCAGAUUGAAGAUCAGAUGCAGAUACAAAUUUUGUAUCCGUGCAGGGCUCUAGUUAUUUACCACUCCCCAGUCUUUGUGUUAUCUGUAACGUUUAUCAUGAGGUUUUUAUGUUUUCUUCCAGAUCACUGACAAAAAUGUUAAAUUGCAUAGGGCCAAGAACCGAUUCCUACAGGACCCCACUAGAAACACUUGCUUAAUGAUGAUUCUUCAUGUAGUUACAUUUUAAACCCAGCGGUUAGCCAGCUUUUAAUCCAUUUAAUGUGUGCCACAUCAACUUUAUAUUGUUCUAGUUUAUUAAUCAAAAUGUCUGGUGGUACCACGUCAAACGCCUUAUAGACGUCUAUUGCAUCAACACUUGUCAUCUUGAUCAACCAAAUAUGUAAUCUCAUCAAACUA